CGCCAAGGCAUCACUCCAUGUUCCAGCCAGCGUAUCUGGACCAAACAAAACAAGCUGAUGCUUUGUGAGAAGACAGACAGGAACAGAAGACGUUUUCAAGAUAGCUCCUUGUAUAUAGUGCAGUGAUAUUUUACCGCAUUCCGCUGUCUGGCCGGGCUAUCAAUCAUUACUGGACUCGAGCCCGGUCCAAUGGGUGGCCACAAGCCUCCGCUUGUCCGACGCGACUCAGCCGGGCACGGCAUCCGACUGGCAGAGUUCGCGACGGGGAUUUCCUGUUGCGGCUUCCCGGCGGGGCUUCCCCAGUGACGGGCUUUGCGGGGGUGGAUCCUAACCUUGGGGGUCUGAAGAUAGAUAGCUGGUACCUUACCUCUUACUUAUGGCCGAGACACCCCGGCCUCUCACUGUCUACUGACCCCAGCCAGUCCCUGCAUUCCGCUGCUGCCCGCUACUGUCCACCCCAGAAACCCGCCCCCCCUCACACACCAUGGCAGCCGCCGUAGUGGCAGACUUCCCCACCGACGAGCGCAUCGAGUUCGGCUCUGCCACCAUCCCGCCCCGCCCCUACCCUCCUACUCUCACAUCAACGCCGGCCGAUCCCGCCAAGAUAGCCGGCGACCUCGUCCGGCGCUUCAACGAUGCCCUCGCCUCCAAGGACCACGACGCCCUGGCCUCGCUAUUUGCCCCGGACGGCUACUGGCGCGACCACCUGUGCUCAUCGUGGGACCUGCGCACCCUCAAGGGCCGCGACGCCAUCAAGGCCUUUGCCGCCGGCUCCAGCAGCAGUGGGCUGACCAGGCUCACGGUCGCCGGCGACCCGGCCGGCAUACGCGCACCGCAGCCGUUCCCCGUCGACGGCUUCGGCAAGGUGCUGUGCCUGCAGUUCUUUGUCGACGCCGAGACGGCCCUGGGGUCCGCCGACGGUGUCGUGCGCCUGGUCGAGGCCGGCGGCGGCGCGUGGCACAUUUUCACGCUGUUCGUCACCCUGCGCGAGCUCAGGGGCUUCGAGGAGCCGCUGCGCCACCGCCGCGAGAAGGGUGCCGAGCACGCCGCGCUGCGGUCCGGCAAGAACUGGAAGGACCGGCGCGCGGAGAGCAUCGAGUGUGCUGAUGCCGAGCCCGCGGUGGUCAUUAUCGGUGCUGGCCAGGCCGGCCUGGCCGUCGCCGCCCGGCUCAAGAUGCUCAACGUCAAGACGCUACUGAUCGACAAGGCGGCGCGCGUCGGCGACAGCUGGCGCGGGCGCUACCACCAGCUCGUGCUGCACGACCCGGUCUGGUAUGACCACAUGCCCUACGUGCCGUUCCCGGACUUCUGGCCCGUUUUUACGCCCAAGGACAAGAUGGCCGACUUCCUCGAGGCCUACGCCGGCCUGCUCGAGCUCGACGUGUGGAACUCGACCACCCUGACCUCGUCGGCCUGGGACGACGCCGCGGGCCGCUGGACCCUGACGCUGCAGCGCUCCAAACCCGGCGGCUCCUCCGGCGGCGCGGCCGUCGAGACGCGCACCCUGCGCCCGCGCCACGUCAUCAUGGCGACGGGCCACUCGGGCACAAUGAACCUCCCCGCCAUCAAGGGCAUGGAUUCGUUCCAGGGCGACCGUCUCUGCCACAGCUCGCAGUUCCCAGGCGCGCGACAAGACGGGACGGGCAAAAAGGCAGUCGUGGUCGGGUCGUGCAACUCGGGCCACGACAUCGCGCACGACCUGCACGAGAACGGCUACGACGUGACCAUGGUGCAGCGCAGCUCCACGACGGUCGUGUCGUCCGACUCGAUCCUGCGCGUCGCCCUGGCGGGGCUUUACGACGAGGACGGCCCGCCGACCCCCCACGCCGACACGUGGCUAUGGAGCUACCCGACCGAGCUGUUCAAGAGCCUGCAGGUCGACGUCAACGCGCGCCAGAACGAGAACGACGCCGUGCUGCUCCAGGGGCUGACGCGGGCCGGGUUCAAGAUCGACAUCGGGCCGCACGGCGCGGGCCUGUUCAUGAAGUACUUUCAGCGCGGGGGCGGCUACUACAUCGACGUGGGCUGCAGCCAGCUCAUCGUCGACGGCAAGGUCAAGGUGAAGCAGGGCAGCGAGGUGGCCGAGGUGCUGCCGCGCGGGAUCCGGCUCGCCGACGGGACGGUGCUCGAGGCGGACGAGGUGGUGUUUGCGACGGGCUACCAGAACAUGCGCAGCGAGGCGCGCGCCGUCCUCGGCGACGCCGUGGCCGACCGCGUCGGCGACGUCUGGGGCUUCGACGGCGAGGGCGAGUUCCGCGCCAUCUGGCGUCGCUCCGGCCACCCGGGCUUCUGGUUCAUGGGCGGGAACCUGGCCAUGUGCCGCUACUACUCACGCGUCUUGGCGCUGCAGAUCAAGGCGCUCGAGGAGGGGCUGGCCAAGCCGUGAUGGGCGAUUGGAAAAUGCGGGAAUGAGCCGAGGAGCUAUUUAUAGUCUUGAUGAUCCACACGGCAAGGACAGCUUCACAUGCUCAGCAAUGAUGCGAGAGUGACCGGCGGUGCGUUUGAUGAUUUUUGAUCACAUAAAGCCAUCCCACCCCUCGUAGUAAAACAAAAAAAAACCCAUUACAAAAUAGCAAAGCUAUUGAAAUAAGCAGCGAGCAAGACUAUGCC
This is a messenger RNA of Gaeumannomyces tritici R3-111a-1, 2610 nucleotides long. RefSeq lists its product as hypothetical. Gene Ontology annotation, molecular function: flavin adenine dinucleotide binding; monooxygenase activity. The transcript is spliced from 2 exons. The record is from RefSeq and is a predicted model, not a curated record. Lineage: Eukaryota; Fungi; Ascomycota; Sordariomycetes; Magnaporthales; Magnaporthaceae. The coding region runs from base 485 to 2386 and encodes 633 amino acids.